Penicillium canariense is the source of this 609-nucleotide messenger RNA. RefSeq lists its product as uncharacterized. The coding region runs from base 1 to 609 and encodes 202 amino acids. The transcript has 3 exons. The record is from RefSeq and is a predicted model, not a curated record. Lineage: Eukaryota; Fungi; Ascomycota; Eurotiomycetes; Eurotiales; Aspergillaceae.
AUGGACAGCCAGAAAAAUAUUGUCAGCGUCGAAGAGUACCAGGCUGCUCGGUCUCGUCUUCUUCAGCAGGAGAAAGCGGCAACCCGCCUACUACAGGAGCUCGCCGUGUCACGCCAUCAGUUGCCCAUGAGCCUGUUGGACCUAUUUGAUGGGCGCAAACAGUUAAUCCUCUACCAUUUUAUGCUGGGACCCCAUGAGACUCAGGGCUGCGUGGGUUGCUCAUUCUGCAUGGACCAUAUCCCCGAUCUCCGCCAUCUCUGGAGCAGGGAUAGUUCAUUCGUCGCCGUGGCUACCGCACCCUUGUCUGAAGUCACCGCCUACAGGAAUCGGAUGGGCUGGAAGUUUCCUUUUUAUAGUUCUGCGAAAACGCACAAAGCGUGGGCUGAAGUCGAGGGACAGGGAGAAAUUAUCACCUGGAAGCCCGGGAACGGCUGCUUCGGACUAUGUUCGUUCUUCCGGGAAGGUGACGAGGUAUUUCACACCUAUGAUACCUUGUCUCGUGGCUUGGAGAUCAUCCUGUCCACGUAUCACCUGCUGGAUAUGACCCUGAUGGGUCGGCAGGAGGUGGGGAAUGGAAUGAACAACUUCCGUCGCCACGAUGAAUACUAA